AUGGUGACCGCGACUAGACGAGGCUUAAUCCGUCCAAGUCAAGACCGAUCCGAGACACAUCGACGGAUCCGCCUCUACGCCGGUCCAAAUCGACGAACCAACCCCCAAACGACGAUUCAAGAUCCACCACCGCCGAUUAUCACGAUGAUCGACGAAGCCGUCAAUGGAGGAGCUGUACCAUCCAUGGAGAUGGUUCUCUUUGAAGGAGUAGUCGAGGCCGAGUCUUUCGCUACGGCGGAAGAUGAACCGAUGGCGGAUGAAGAAGCCACGGCGGAGAAACCCGAGGAGCCGGAGAUUCCUCGAGAAUGCACAGACGACGGCGCCGAUCCCAAACUGCCGAAACCCUAG
This is a messenger RNA of Microthlaspi erraticum, 348 nucleotides long. NCBI's taxonomy places the organism in Eukaryota, Viridiplantae, Streptophyta, Magnoliopsida, Brassicales, Brassicaceae. The record is from the annotation of a GenBank genome assembly.